Humulus lupulus (European hop) is the source of this 3029-nucleotide messenger RNA. Its product is annotated as beta-galactosidase 10. The transcript is spliced from 19 exons. The record is from RefSeq and is a predicted model, not a curated record. The coding region runs from base 193 to 2754 and encodes 853 amino acids. NCBI's taxonomy places the organism in Eukaryota, Viridiplantae, Streptophyta, Magnoliopsida, Rosales, Cannabaceae. Gene Ontology annotation, cellular component: cell wall; vacuole. Gene Ontology annotation, molecular function: beta-galactosidase activity; carbohydrate binding. Gene Ontology annotation, biological process: carbohydrate metabolic process.
GUGAUCUGUCUGUCUUAUGUCUGGACCUGUCCUUGGCCUCCCUUGGGUCUCCCUCAUAAUAUUGCUGACCUCAACACGCUUCCAAUCCAACGCUUCCCAUAAAUAAGUACGCUUUAUCUCUCUUCUUCCAACGUACACUUCCUUUUCUCUCUUUCUCAGUCUACUCUAACUGAAGAAGAAGAAGAAGAGGCUAUGGAGGUCAAGCGAAUCUGGACUCUGCUUCUUCUGCUCUUCUUCUUCGCAUUGUGCUCAACCACAUCGUGUCUUGCAAGCAAUGUGACGUACGACCGUCGCUCUCUACUCAUCAAUGGCCAGCGGAAGCUCCUCAUCUCUGCUGCCAUUCACUACCCUCGCAGCGUUCCCGCGAUGUGGCCUGGGCUUGUUCAAACUGCCAAGGAAGGAGGGGUUGAUGUUAUCGAAACUUAUGUGUUUUGGAAUGGUCAUGAACCUUCCCCUGGCAAUUAUUAUUUUGGAGGACGCUAUGAUCUGGUCAAGUUUGUGAAGAUUGUCCAGCAGGCUGGCAUGUAUUUGAUUCUUCGAAUAGGGCCCUUUGUAGCCGCAGAAUGGAACUUUGGAGGGAUUCCUGUUUGGCUGCAUUAUGUGCCUGGUACCAUAUUCCGAACUGACAAUGAACCUUUUAAGGAUCAUAUGAAGAACUUCACAGCAUUGAUUGUGAACCUAAUGAAGCAGGAGAAGCUUUUGGCUCCUCAAGGGGGUCCCAUUAUCUUGGCCCAGAUAGAAAAUGAGUAUGGGUAUUAUGAAGGAGCUUAUGGAGAAGGCGGUAAAAGAUAUGCCAUGUGGGCUGCUAGCAUGGCUGUCUCUCAUAAUAUAGGUGUCCCUUGGAUAAUGUGCCAACAAUUUGAUGCUCCGAAUUCUGUGAUUAAUACAUGCAAUUCAUUCUACUGUGACCAAUUUACACCCAUAUUCCCAGACAAGCCAAAAAUAUGGACGGAGAAUUGGCCUGGAUGGUUUAAAACAUUUGGGUCCCCAGAUCCUCAUAGACCAGCAGAGGAUGUUGCUUAUUCAGUUGCUCGCUUCUUUCAAAAAGGUGGUAGCGUACAUAAUUACUACAUGUAUCAUGGUGGGACAAAUUUUGGUCGCACUGCCGGUGGACCUUUUAUUACUACUAGUUACGACUAUGAAGCACCGAUUGACGAAUAUGGGUUACCUAGGCUACCAAAAUGGGGACACCUUAGGGAGCUCCACAGAGCUAUAAAAUUAUGUGAGCAUGUUAUGCUCAAUAGUGAGGCAGUGAAUAUAUCACUGGGUCCUUCUCUGGAGGCUGAUGUAUUCACAGACUCUUCUGGAGCAUGUGCUGCAUUUCUAGCUAAUGUGGAUGAUAAAAACGACAGGACAGUAGUAUUUCGCAAUUCCUCAUAUCAUUUGCCUGCAUGGUCUGUUAGCAUUCUGCCUGAUUGCAAGAAUGUGGUUUUUAACACAGCAAAGGUUGGAACCCCAACUUCCAUUGUUGAAAUGGUAGCGGAGAAGUUGCAGCCAUCAGUAAGAACCCCAGAAAAAAACUCAGAAGCUCUUAAAUGGGAGGUAUUUGUCGAGAAAGCUGGGAUAUGGGAUAAGGAGGAUUUUGUCCAAACUGGCUUUGUGGAUCAUAUCAAUACUACAAAAGAUACUACCGACUACCUAUGGUAUACGACAAGUAUAUUUGUUGAAGAAAAUGAAGGUUUCUUAAUCAAGGAAAGCCAGCCAUUUCUUAUAGUCGAGUCAAAGGGUCAUGCUCUUCAUGCCUUCGUGAACCAAAAACUUCAAGGUACUGCAUAUGGCAAUGGCACGCAUUCACCUUUCAAAUUUAAAAAGCCUGUUUCUCUCAAGGCGGGGAAGAAUGAAAUUGCUCUGCUAAGCAUGACAGUUGGCCUGCAGAAUGCAGGAUCUUUCUAUGAAUGGGUAGGAGCAGGACCAACUCACGUUGAGAUUAGGGGAUUCAACAAAGGGACUGUAAACUUGUCCAACUCUACUUGGAUUUACAAGAUUGGUUUGCAAGGAGAGCAUUUAGGCAUUUACAGGGCAGAUGGUAUUAACAAAGUAAAUUGGGUUGCUACUUCAGAACCACCAAAACAACAACCUCUAACGUGGUACAAGACUGAAAUAACCCCUCCACCAGGGAAAGAACCUGUGGGGCUGGAUAUGAUUCAUAUGGGAAAAGGUCUAGCUUGGUUGAAUGGAGAAGAAAUUGGAAGAUAUUGGCCAAGGAAGAGUUCUAUAGAUGAUGGAUGUGUUAAAGAAUGCGAUUACAGAGGAAAAUUCAUGCCUAACAAAUGCUUUACAGGUUGUGGAGAACCAACUCAAAGAUGGUACCAUGUGCCCCGUUCUUGGUUCAAGUCAUCUGGAAACAUUCUGGUGAUCUUUGAGGAGAAAGGAGGAGAUCCAUCUAAAAUUACCUUCUCAAGGCGGAAAGUAACUGGCCUCUGUGCUCUUGUUGCAGAGGAUCAGCCUUCUGUUGGACCUGAAUCUUGGGAGAAAGAAGUAAGUGGAAGUAACAAAAAUGUUCCAUUUGUCCACUUGCAAUGUCCUGAGAAUACCCUUGUAUCAGCUGUAAAAUUUGCCAGCUUUGGAAACCCUUCAGGAAAUUGCGGAUCUUACACUAAGGGAGAUUGCCAUGAUCCUAAUUCCAUUUCAGUGAUUGAAAAGUUCUGCCGGAAUAAAAACAACUGUGCCAUCGAAUUGAGUGAAGAGAAUUUCAGCACUAGUUUGUGUCCUGGUGUUACCAAAAAACUUGCAGUAGAAGCAAUCUGCCGAUGAAAAUUUGAAGUCUUCCGUGGAAUUGAUACAUCACACAAGGGAGAAAAGAAAAAGGCAAAUGUUUGUGAAUUUUGAGAAAUUAUUUGUUAUGUUUUUGUUUUUUCCUGUCCUCUUUUAGGACCGGAAGAGUAUUAGUAAUUUUUACCGUUUCAUUUAUUAUUAAAAUAAAAUUGUAAUUUAUGAUUAGACAGGCUUAGCGAGGAACUAUAUAAAUACAUAUAUUUUAAUUAUUAAAAGAGAUUUAAUUGUUUAUGAAAAUUUAUAAGGGGAGAAAA